Messenger RNA from Trachymyrmex cornetzi, 350 nucleotides. Its product is annotated as chymotrypsin inhibitor. The annotation marks the transcript as partial. The record is from RefSeq and is a predicted model, not a curated record. NCBI's taxonomy places the organism in Eukaryota, Metazoa, Arthropoda, Insecta, Hymenoptera, Formicidae. The transcript is spliced from 2 exons.
UUAACCUUUAACUACGCUUGUGCAGAUGCUUUACCGCCUAAUUGCGGUAAAAACGAAUAUUUCAAUAGCUGUGGUUCAUCGUGUCAACCCACAUGUCAAAAUCCAACACCACAAUUCUGUACCCUGGCAUGUGUUGCUGUAUGCGAAUGCAAGGACGAUUAUAUAAGAAAUGCGGAAAACGAGUGCAUACCUACGCACAGUUGUUAAUCAUUCAGAAAAUAUGAUUUUCCGACGAGUAUAUUUCGCAUCACAUAAAAUUAUAUACAAAUUUAAUAGGCGUUAAAAACUUUCCCACAAAUUAGCUUGUUAUACAGAUCUAUAAUUGUACUCAUUAAUCUAAACAAUUGUAG